Messenger RNA from Bombina bombina (fire-bellied toad), 11313 nucleotides. It is a transcript of the gene TACC2, whose product is annotated as transforming acidic coiled-coil containing protein 2. The coding region runs from base 317 to 10852 and encodes 3511 amino acids. The transcript has 22 exons. Gene Ontology annotation, cellular component: cytoplasm. Gene Ontology annotation, biological process: mitotic spindle organization; cell population proliferation; cerebral cortex development. The record is from RefSeq and is a predicted model, not a curated record. NCBI's taxonomy places the organism in Eukaryota, Metazoa, Chordata, Amphibia, Anura, Bombinatoridae.
CCUGCUCAGGAAAGGAGAUCAGCACUGAGAGAGAGAGCUGUACAGGCAGAGAAAGUGUUCUGCAAGGUAGAAAACAAGGGAACCGAUAGACAGGGAGACGCAGAACAGAUAUGGUCAGUGGGCAGCAGCAGAAUCAAUCAGUGAUAAAUACUAACAAACAGAACAAAGAAAGGACACAAUACAAAACUCAGCAGUGAUAUCAGAUAACUGUAUUCAGGACAUGACACAGAAUGUAGAGGUGUAAGAAUAAGACUGCUUCAGUCUCAGAUCUGGUAUACAGGGUUCUCAUAUACAGCACUAGAGUAAGAAGUGCAUUAUGGGGAAUGACAACAGCCAUCAAUCAGAAAAUCAGCAGAAGGCCACAUCAGGACCCCAAAUCAGCCCACAGGGGGCAUCGGCUAAGGACAAACAGCAGGAGCCGUCAGCAGAUCCUGUCCCUAUUCUUGUUCCCCAGUGGGAUUCAGAUAUCCGAGGAAGGGAGCAAUACAGGGAAGGUGCAGAAGGAGAUGUGAAUACCGCUGCGGUUGUUUACCCUGAAGAUCCAAGUGUCCCUGCAGCAAACUCUGGCGCCUAUCAACUUGGUGACAUCGCUUUUAGAAGUGUAUGGGAGGAAGGACAGCUGCUUCCAACCCUUCCUCUGCCUGAUCCUAAUAUAGCGGCUCUGGAAUAUCAGGAAUCUGGGAGCAGCGCACACACUGGCACUGUCAGAACUUCGUCCACGGAAGAGUCACAAGAAGGAUCUGCUGCCUUAGAUGAAUUAGGACUGAGCGGGAUUUUAAGAGAAUGGGGACAACACGUUCUACCUGAGAAGAUCCAUGUGGAGGUAGACAAGAAAAAAGAAAACUUGCAAUCCUUAAAACCAUCAUUUGAUGAAACUGAAUUGCAAUUUAGUGAUCUCUCAAAUAUACAACAGAAGAUAAAGUCUGUAACAUCUCCAGGCAUCUCCGAUACAGAAGACAUAAAAACAGUUGCAAGUGAUUCCACUGAAACUGAUGCUAACCACAAGAAUGACAGUAAGGAACAAGGACGGCUGAGCAGUCAGCUUACGGCACAACCAUCUGAGCUAGUAUCAGAGUUCUCACAGCUGUGUUCCAGGAAUUCUGUGCCAUCACAGCCGCUUGCACUGUUGGACAAUCCUGAAAACACUAGCAACCAAGCAAAAGGAGAUUCCAGGAAUAGUAUUACUUCUCAGCAAGGUCUGGGGAGCUUUACUGAAACAGAGACUUUGCUUACAGAUGGUGGUAAUAAUCAGUCAGAUAUAAAGAGUAGCUUAAUCUGGGUUUAUUCAACAGAUGGGAGCUCAGACAGGAAUAGUGCAAAUCGAUCCACUGCAAAUAAACUUACACCAGAAGCCUAUCCAUACAGAACAGACACUCCGUUUGUGAGUCCCGUGGCCAGUCUCAUGGUGUUACAGAGCAGUGGAGGUCCAGACACGUUCAGCAAUAAGCCUAUUACACCACUGGCUAAUCUACAAUCUGUACAGCAAGGUGAGGUGGCAGAGAAUCUGCAUCAGGAACAUUUAGAUGAGUUUGACAGUCAUCAUUUUGCCAAAAUACAACCACAGGUAACUGACACAGUACAGUUUAUGCCUAAUGCUGAGAAAUGCAGGGAUAACACUCAAACAGAUCUGGCAGAGAAAAAGACAGUGAAUGACAAUGCUCAUUCAGGGAGUCAGAACCAGGAGGUAAUCAUUCACCAUGAAUCCAUGACCGAUAGUACAGAUUUGCCUAUUACUAUAAAACCAGAAAAUGAAUCAAACUUAGAAAUAGACACAGAAGUAGUGGAAGAUAUGGCAUUUUCUGUUGGACAAGGCACAACAAGUCAACAGAGUCUUAAAAUGAGAGAAGAGGAUAAAACUCCUACUGUGAUAAGUUGUAAUGUAAGCAGUAUGAUGCUGAACACAGAUCUAGAGCAAAGACUGGGAAGUACAGAAGUAACUGAGGAAAAAGUUGUAAAUAAGACUAAGCUUAGUUCAUUACAGCAUCAAAGUGAGAAGGAGAAAAAUGCUACAGAAGCACAUUAUAAGGAGGGUUAUACAGCUGAUAUUAGUUACUACACCCAAAAGAGCCCUAUAGGCACUAUGGAAAUAUCCAGUUGUGAGAAAAAAGCUGUAAAAAAUGAUAAUGAAACCACUUAUCUAUCUGUUUCAGAAACUCUUAAUGAAUCAUCAUACUCCACUGCUACACAGUUUGACAGCAUAACUAUAGAGCCAGGUCAGUCUGUGAAUAGAGAGUAUGUAGAAUCUAAACAGUCCUCAAUAGUUGAUGUUGUUAUUGCACAGGCUAAUAUUAUGCCCCAUCUGCCUGAUAAUGUGCUAGAUGUUUCAUCUAUGGACCGAGUAUAUUUAGAACAUCAAGAAGAUACAAAAUCUCAAGUACUCAUGGAAAAAAUAAACACAGUAGUCAACCAAGACAUUUAUUUAAAAUCAACCAAUCAGAAGCAAGCUAGUGACAGUCAUAUUGGGUUGCAGUUAUCCAUUCUCCCUGAUAUGGGUGGCCUGAAUCUCAAGCCAGGUGACAAUGCAGAAGAGUCAUCCAAUAGUCAGCCCGACAAAAAUAUAUUUCCUUCUACAACUGUAAUAGACCUGAAAGUACAUGAAGAAGAAAAUACUAAUACCAAAUUUGCAAGGACACAAGAGUUAAAGGAGUGUACUCAGUUAGCACUAAAUCAGCAAGAAAAAGUGUCUAUAGAAGACACACCCUAUCUAACGCCUGACAAACUACCAUCCAAUGAGAUGUUGCCAGAAGUGCAGAAACAUCCUAUAAAUGACACAUACGGCUCUCAGCUGGUAGUUAGCAAAAUGGACACAUGCAAUAAAACAGAAGACAAUGGAUUACAAAAGAAAAUUACACUUAUAAAUUCGUGCACAGAAAGCAUCAGGCCUGGCAAGACUGAGUUAUUGGCACAGAGGAAAGAUCAGAGCAGUGAUUUUUUUCCACAAAGCUAUGACUCUGAACCUCAGGUAACUACUUCCCAAUGCAGCCCUUUGUUAGAGGUUCACAAAAAAGAUUUUGUGAACAAACUGCAUCAUUAUGAAAUGGGUGUUGGAAAAGUUCCAGAAGAUCCAACAAGCAAUCUAUUGCAGAGGGGGGUUUCUCUUGCAGAAAAUAGUACCGAUUCAGGGAAAGAAAAAUCUGAUCUUUGUGUAACUUCUCAAACCAAUGAGCAAAAUGAAAGUUCCAAAGCAACAUGGUCAGGGGAGGCUGCUACUAAAGAGGAAAUAACAACCCUCAAGCUGACAACGGAACAACAAACUGCAUGUAAUCUAACUGUGGAUGGUUUAUCUUUACACCCUUCAAAUGCAUUAGCAAGCACAGUUGUCACUGAACUCCUUAACCAUGGAGAUGUGUCUCAGGAUAAGAGUGAAGAUUCAAAUAUGGUUCCCCAAACAGAGAACCUGGAACUUAAAGAAUUAUCUCAUAUUUCUAGUGCAAAAAUUGCAGAGCAGUCCUCAGGGGAGGAUGCUAUGCUGAUAAUCCAAGCAGAGGAACUAGAGAACAAAAAAGGGGUACUUUCAGACAUGCAAGUAUUGCUCAUUGAAAAUACUGCAAAACAUCGAGUAAAAGAUAUAUUAAGGCCAGAUGUUUCUGGGGAUAAUAAACACAAGAAAGAAUCUGCUCAAGAAGAGAAUAAAUCGCAAACACUCAACAACAUAUCAACUUCAAUAGGACCAUUGAAAACUGUGCAUACAGAAAUUAACAAAAAAAAACUAAAUGACCAAGAAAAUGCUCAGGACAUCAGCUUUGGAGAUUGCACUGUGAUGUUACCUUUGUCCCAAAAUAAAAAACAAAAAACAGGAACUGAACAGUGCUUUAUUCCACAAUAUGAUUCAAAUUUAGAGCCACAAAUUGAUAGUGCUGAAAAGUUAGAGGAAUCAUUGGAUAUUCUGAAACAAAAAGUAGAUCAGGAAAUGCAUUCUCAAUGGAAACAUCCUGAAGGGGUAUGUGAAGCAUUAUCGAAAGUCAACCCUGCCUACAGUUUAGAGGAGCAUGACACCUUGCAAGACAACAAGGGGAAGAUUGUGGACUACGAGGAACAGUCUUGUAUAUUGAUGGAUACAAUAACUAUUUCUGACACUAACUUUUCAAAACAACCACUGACUGAUGAACCAGACAUGAUAAGUGGAACCAUUGGCCUUAAGAUUUCUAAUGUCACUAAUACUUUAUUGCCACAAUUGGCUUCACCUCAGGAAGUGGGAUCAAGUGUUAAGCAACCUAUGCAUUUUACACCAGAAAUCUUAGAAACAAAAAAUGCCCCUCAGGCAUUAAGCAAAACAUCUGAAAAAAUAUCUGACACUAAAGCACUAGAAUUUGGCUCCAACAAGCUGGACAUUUUAACUGAGAUUCUAAACCCAUCUCCACAAGUGAGGGAGAAAAGUGAAAUAUCUGCAGGUUUAUAUAUUCCACAGAAAGAGACAGCUAUAAUCUGUGAUGAACCAUAUUCUACCAUUUCAGAGACAGAAAUGUUCUCUUGCACGCUGAUCAACACACCUUCAGAGACAGAUAUACUUUGUGAAAAACUUGGUCUUUCUCUAUCUAAGAGAGAUAAAUUAAUUGACAAACCAGUCACUGACACAAAAAAUGUCACUUUCUCAGAGACAAAUAGACUCAAUAACAAACCAGGUUUUAAACCUUUAUACACAGAUUUACACUCUGACAAACAAGACAUUAAACCUUUUGAGACAGAUAUAAUCACUGAUAAACCAUACCUCAAACCUUUAGAGACAGAUGUAGUCCCUGACAAACAAGACAUCAAACCUUCAGAAACAGAUAUACUUACUGACAAACCUGACGUUAAACCUUUAGAGACAGAUAUAGUCACUGACAAACUAUACCUUAAACCUUUAGAGACUGAUAUAGUUGCUGACAAACCAGACCUUAAACCUUCAGAAACAGAUAUACUUACUGAACUAGGUAUUAAACCAUCAGCGGCAGAUAUACUGUUGUUCAAACCAGACCUCAAACCUUUAGAGAUCGUUAUAAUCACUGACCAACCAGAUGUCAAACCUUCAGAAACAGAUAAACUCACUGGCAAAACAGACAUUAAACCUUUAGAGACAGAUAUAGUCACUGACAAUGCAGAUCUCAAACCUUCACAAAUAGAUAUACUAACUAGGAAACAAACUCUCAAACCUUCCGGGACAGAUAUAGUCACUGAAAAACCAGGUCUAAUAUCUACUGACAAACCAGGCCUUAUAUCAUCAGAGACAAAAGUCACUGUGGAAGACAUAGUCAUUGACAAACCAGGACUUAAACCUUCAGAGACAAACAUAGUCACUGAAAAAUCAGGCCACACACCUUCUGUAACCGAUCUAGUCACUGAUAAACUAAUAAUGAAACCAUCAGAGACCGAUAAAAUCAAUGAUAAACCAGACCUUAAACCUUCUGUGACAGAUGUAGACACUGACAGCCAUGGCGUUACACUAUCAGAGACUGAUAUAGUCAUUGACAAACCAUGCUUCACACCAUCAGAGACCGAUAUAAUGACUGAGAAACAAAGCCUCAAAUCUUCAGUAAAAGAUAUUGUAACUGCCAAGUCAGUCCUCUUACCUUCAGAGAAAGAUCUAGUCACUGAUAAAUCAGGCUUCAAACCUUUAGAAACAGAUCUAGUCACUGACAAGCAAUGCCUUAAACAUUCAGACACAGAUCUGAUCAGUGACAAACCAAGAAUAAAAUUUUCUGAGACAAAUCUAAUUACUGAUAAACCAGGCCUCAAUUCUUCAGUGAUAGAUAUAUUCACUGACACUCUAUGCCUCAAAACUUCAGAGACAGAUCUAGUCAUUGAUAAAUCAACCCUCAAGCUUUCAGAGACAGAUCUAGCCACUGACAAACCAGAUAUCAAACCUUUAGCAACGGAUCUAGUCACUGACAAAGCAGAUCUGAUACCUUUAGCAACAUAUCUAGUCACUGACAAAGCAGAGCUGAAAUAUUUAAUAACAGAUCUAGUCAUUGACAAACCAGACCUCAACCCUUCAGAGACAGCUUUGAUCAGUGACAAGCCAGGGCUAAAACCUUGCCAGACUAAUCUAGUUACCAACAAACUGAGGCCUUCAGCAACAGAUACAUUCACUGACACUCUAGGCCUCAAACAUUCAGCAAUAGAUGUAACUGAAAAACCAGGCUUCAAACCUUUAAAGAUAGCUAUAGACACUGAUAAACCAGUCAUUAAGUCUUCAGAGUCAGAUCUAGUCACUGACAAACCAGACUUCAAACCAUCAGCAACUGAUGUAGUCACUAAAAAAACAGAGCUCAAACCCUCAGCAACAGAUAGUGUAACUGACAAACCAGACCUCAAAUCUUCAGAGACAAAUCUAGUCACGGACAAACUCAGCCCUUCAGCAACAGAUAUAUUCACUGAAACUCUAGGUCUCAAACCUUCAGCAAUAGAUGUAGUAACUGAAAAACCAGGCUUCAAACCGUCAGCAACAGAACAUGUAACUGACAAACCAGACCUCAAACCUUCAGAGGCAGAUCUAGGCACUGACAAACCAGACCUCAAACCUUCGGAGACAGAUCUAGGCACUGACAAACCAGACCUUAAACCUUCAGAGACAGAUCUAGUCAUUGACAAACCAGACCUCAAACCUUCAGAGACAGAUUUAGUCAUUGACAAACCAGACCUCAAACCUUCAGAGACAGAUUUAGUCACUGACAAAGUAGAGCUGACAUCUUUAAUAACAGAUCUAGUCACUGACAAACCAGACCUCAAACCUUCAGAGACAGAUUUAGUCACUGAUAAACCAGACCUUAAAUCUUCAGAGACAGAUUUAGUCACUGAUAAACCAGACCUCAAACCUUCAGAGACAGAUCUAGUCACUGACAAAGCAGAGCUGAAAUCUUUAAUAACAGAUCUAGUCACUGACAAAUCAGACCUCAAACCUUCAGAGACAGAUUUAGUCACUGAUAAACGAGUCAUUAAGUCUUCAGAGACAGAUCUAGUCACUGACAAACCAGACUUCAAACAUUCAGCAAUUGAUCUAGUCACUAAAAAAACAGAGCUCAAACCGUCAGCAACAGAUCAUGUAACUGACAAACCAGACCUCAAACCUUUAGAUACAGAUCUAGUCACUGACAAACCAGACCUUAAACCUUCAGAGACAGAUAUAGUCACUGAUAAACAAGUCAUUAAGUCUUCAGAGACAGAUCUAGUCACUGACAAACCAGACUUCAAACAUUCAGCAACUGUUCUAGUCACUAAAACACCAAACCUCAGACCUUCAGAGACAGAUCUAGUCAUUGACAAACCAGACCUCAAACCUUCAGAGACAGAUUUAGUCACUGAUAAUUCAGCCUUCAAACCUUCAGUGGUAGGUGUAUUCACUGACAAAGCAGACCUCAAACCUGCAACGACAGAUACCCUUCCAAAGAUCUCUAAUCUCAGUACUUCAGAAGUGUUACCUGAGUUUUCAAUUUCUCAUGUGAGAGGGAAUCAAUGUGAGGACUUUAACCCUACUGUUAAUUUACAAUCUGAUAACAAUAGUCUUCCAGACUCAAAGUUCACAGCUGGAGAGCUUGUUCUUGCACCAAAGGAUACAAAACGUUUGUCUGAAAAGUUUGCUCCUUCCUUUUUAGAGACAAUAAUGACACAAAAAGUGAAACAAGAUCCUUAUGGGGACCUGGAUACUAGAUUUAGAAUAACAAGCUGUUCGUCUGAGGAGCAAGUUUUUGCAGCAAAUAGUUUAGAGCAUAUUUCUGAAGGAAAUGUUCUAGGCCAUGUUCCGUUUAAACCAUUUUCAGAAAUAGAGAAACCAAACUCAGAAGCAGCAGCUCGAUCUCCAGUCAUAAGAAGUCCAACUUUUCCAACAUCAGACUCCUAUAGCUUUACUCAGAAGUUGCGUAGUGUCCUCCAUUCCGACCGAGUGCUCCCAAGAAAGUCAACACCCACCACCCCCGAGCCAUUGGUGCUUCCAUCAAGCUCUUUACUGUCUGGGGACAUAGGAACAACUGAAAGGAGUUCUGACUCAGAAGAAGCAUUUGAGACUCCUGAGUCUACCACGCCAGUGAAAUCUGCACCGCCAGUCCCCAUCCCUUCUGUAUCUGAGGUCCAGGAGCAACAGCCGCAGCAGCAGGAACCGCCACACCAGGAAGAGGAGACAUCUCAGCCUCCCUCCCUACCGGAAGAAACAGGAUCGGGAUCUAUUUUGGACAACGUUUCAACUGCUGAUGAGACUGUGACUGACAAUGUCCAUGACUCUCCUUUCCGUGCACCUUCUCGUUCCUUCUCAAUUGUUUUUGAUGAGGACAAACCCAUAGCCAGUAGUGGAACCUACAACUUGGACUUUGCCAGCGUUGAGCAAACAGAGACAAAUUCCAGCUCUUCAGAGGCCGCAGCCAGAACCAGACGCAAAUCUACAGACUCAGUGCCAGUAAGCAGAAAUACCCUUUCACGCUCUCUAAGUUUGCAGGCUGGAGACUUCCAGUUUGAAGACGGGAUUGCCAGUCACGGAGGAUCUGAUAGUGCUUGCAGUACCCUCCGCAGAACCAAGAAACCCCGUCCCGCAUCACUAAAAAAGAAACAAAGUGCAAAAAAACAAUCAGAAUGUCCUGCCUCAACUGAUAUACAGCAAGUGUCGUCAGGAGAGAGUCAGCAAGCAGACACAGACAAAAAAGUCCAAGAACAAUCAGUUGAAAGUUCAGCUGUCCCUCAAACAGAUGCUGAAUUGCCAGUAGCAGAGGCUCAACCAAUUUUACCCUGUUCUUCCAUAGCCUUAUCAUCUGCCACCCCAGAAGACAGCAUUGGAAGUGUUUCUGUUAGUGAACCUCCUGUGCCUUGUUCUUCAGAAGAUUCUGGAAAGGCAUCCCCUCUAUUAACUGCUCAACAGGCACCUGAGGUGACUCCCUCCGACACAGGAGGACCAGAGAUUUCAGGAGUGAUCGGUCAAGCUGUGAGGCUGGAGUUCGACUAUUCAGAGGAGGCACGUGAGGGCCAGCCUCCUUCCAGAAAAGGCAAAAAACCAUCAGGCAAGAUGCCAUUGCGGAAACCCAAGCCUAAGAAGGCUGUUGAGAAGCCAGAUGCUCCUCCCGGAUCUCAAAGUCCUAUUCCAGUUGAAUCUAAUGAGAUUCCAAUUGGCAGGGGCUCAUAUACCUACAACAUGGAUAAGUGGGAUGAUCCCAACUUUAAUCCAUUCUCUUCCAGUGGUAAAAUGGUAGACCCAUCUGUAGCCAGUCAAGAGACUUCAGAACAAAUUAAGCCAUUAAGGUCUGAAUCUCCAGCCAGAACUCCUGCUUCUUUUGAGAUACCCACAAAUAAUACAGAACAUAGCACUGCAGACGGAAAUAAGCCCGCUAAGAAGAAGAAGACACCACUAAAGACUGAUACUUUUAGGGUGAAGAAAUCUCCAAAACGCUCUCCGGUCAAUGAAAAUGGCUCUGAGGAGCUGACAAUACUUCCUUCCCCAGAUGUCCCUCCUGUGAUAAACUCUGAGGACCAUGCUACUGAUGAGGAGAAGCUAGCUUCUUCAGUGAGCAGUCAGAAAUGGACUUGCAUGGCUGUAGAUCUGGAGCCAGAAAAGCAGGAUUACCCACAACCCUCAGACCUUACGAAUUUUGUGAAUGAGAACAAGUUUCUUGCUUCCACCAAUGAAAUAGAAUAUGGGAAUUCUUACAAUAUUGAAUACAUGGAGAAGACAGGAUCCUGCUCUCCGCUUCGGGAAAUGCCUCAGACACAAUCCUUGUAUCUCAUGUUUGAGGAAUCCCCGGACAGCCCUGAGAAAACACUAACAAAAAUGACAGAGACUAGUGGUCCAGGAACAGGAACUAACUUUGAAGGGAUGGAGUCAACUUUAUGUUCUCAGCUUCCAAUGUCACCUCCUGUCCUAAAGGACACAGUGCGCCAGCCUCUAGAGCGGCCUCGGCAGAGGGAUGGGGAACCUUUGUGUGGAAGUGGAAAAAUGGAGCUGAGCACACCUGAGGAUGUAUAUGUGGCUGCAGAAACGUUACUUUCACGCAUUUCGCAUCAGGCUGCACUCUGUGAUCAGCUUAACUACCUUGAGCCUGAUUUAGCAGAGAAGAAUCCUCAAGCUUUUGCACAGAAGUUGCAGGAGGAGUUAGAGUUUGCUGCAAUGCGAAUUGAAGCCCUGAAGUUAGCCAGUCACAUAUCCCAGUCCUUGCAGUGCCCUGUGCAUACAGAGUGUGAUGGACUGGACUCCUCAGAUGUCAGCCUGGCUCACAACUCUCUGUACUCCCGGACAGUGGCUAUGGACACCGCUAGCGCGGGACUUUUACUGCCUUACCAGCAGUCUGACCUUGAUACUGCGCUCCAGCUUGCCAGGGAAGAGAUUUCCGCCAAAGAACAGGAAGUGACCGAAUGGAAGAAGAAGUACGAGGACAGUCGCUGUGAAGUGGUGGAGAUGAGGAAGAUUGUUGCAGAAUAUGAAACGACCAUAGCACAAAUGAUUGAGGAUGAGCAGAGAGAGAAGUCAGUGUCACAUCACACAGUGCAACAGCUGAUCCUAGAGAAGGAGCAAGCUCUGUCUGACCUGAACUCUGUGGAGAAGUCGCUGGCGGAUCUCUUUCGCAGAUAUGAGAAAAUGAAAGACGUUCUAGAGGGAUUCCGUAAGAAUGAGGAAGUGCUGAAGAAGUGUGCGCAGGAGUACCUUGCACGGGUAAAGAAGGAGGAGCAGCGAUACCACGCUCUAAAAAUCCAUGCAGAGGAAAAGCUGGACAGGGCCAAUGCUGACAUUGCCCAGGUUAGGAGUAAAUCUCAGCAGGAGCAAGCUGCUUACCAAGCCAGUCUGAGGAAGGAACAACUAAGGGUGGAUGCUUUGGAAAGGACCCUCGAGCAAAAGAAUAGGGAAAUUGAAGAGUUGACCAAGAUUUGUGAUGAACUUAUUUCCAAGAUGGGGAGAAGUUAACCUCCCUGCUGCUGUUUUUGGACUGCUUGUUUUCAAGCUGAGUGCAAUCUGUGGGCAUAGGGGAGGGUGGGCACAAUAUCUUGAUGUACUUAUUUCUGUUAAAAGUGGAGAUCAGGCACCUACUGCUGGGGGGGGGGGGGGCACAGAAAUCAAUCAUGUAAUGCAGGCAUCCCUCUCGCACAUCCUUCCUGUAUCAGGGAGGCAGAAACCUGGCCUGGAUCUCUUCCUGUCUCGUCGUGUUUUAUAUGGAUUUUCUCCAGACCUGCAUUGUUUUAAAUAAGGGCUCUAAGCCCAGCUUUUAUGUUUUACCAGUGGUGAAGACCACAUUAUGUCUCAGUUUGUUCCUGGCUUGUGAGCAAAGCUCCUCAUAGGCAAACUGAUCCUCCCAAGGAAGAAGAGGAACAUCCAGCUUCAAUCGCAUGAGCAGUGUGUUGUAAAUAAAUCUGUAUUAUCAAGCGCAA